AUGCUCUGCAGGCUGCGGGUGGGAGCACUUCUCGCGGGCGAGGCCCUGCGCCCCGAGGCGCUGCUCUCGCAGCGGCGACGACUCAACAUGAACCGCAGCGUGCAGACGCGGUGGGAAGCGGAGAAUCAGGCAGCGUCGCAGCGGCGCACCGACUACGACUUCGACAAGGAGCAGUGGUCGAAGCAGAUGCGGUUUGCGUCGAUGGACUGCAUCAUGGACCCCGACAUCACCCCCAUCCGCUACACGACGAUCGCCGGCCUCAAGAAGGCGUUUCGCCGUUUCAUGACGAUGCGGAAGCUCGUCGAGCGCCGCCCCGACUUCAACCCGGCGUCGCUGCAGAAGCUGUUCGUGCAGCUAAAGAAGACCUCGCACUCGCUCAACCCGGAGGACCUGAAGGUGCUGCAGCGCGUCACGACGCACGGGGAGGCGAGUCGUAUCGGCAAGGAGAUCAAGCUAGGAAUGAAUGAGGAGUUCUCCAGGAAGAGCUGGAAGGCCCUCAAGAUGCAGGCGGUGAGUAACACGUACCAGAUUGAGCUCGACUCCUUCCAGCUGGUCAACUGCUACAUGGGGCAGAUGGCGCAGGAGGACUGGUUGCAGAUCACCUACAAGUGUGAGUAUCGCGAGCGUCCAGGCGAGGCUGCGGAGUGGCAGAGCAUGUGCGAGUACCCCGUCUUUGAGGUUCGCCUCGGCGACGGCGUACAGUCGCCCAACACACACGCGUUCAUCGUCGUCGGGGUCAUGCGGAAGGACGGCACACGUUACGGAAAGGACUCGCAGGAUGCCGCUGCCCUGCGUAAGCAGUUUGACCGCACUGGCAAGUGGUUCUAA
This is a messenger RNA of Trypanosoma conorhini, 828 nucleotides long. RefSeq lists its product as uncharacterized. Lineage: Eukaryota; Euglenozoa; Kinetoplastea; Trypanosomatida; Trypanosomatidae. The record is from RefSeq and is a predicted model, not a curated record. The transcript has a single exon. The coding region runs from base 1 to 828 and encodes 275 amino acids.